UCUGCCAGAGCAGUCAGAGUUGAGCCUGCCUGCCUGCCUUGCAGACUGUAUGUCAGGAGAAGUCCAACCACUUCAAAAGCAGGAAAGAGCACAGUGAGCGAUUCAAGCACUUACGUUCAAAAGCAGCACUUUGAUCAGUGACCUGAAUUCAUUGCUGAUAUAGUUGUGACAGCUGUCUGGGAAAGAUGAGUGAGCGCUUUGAUUGCGACAACUGCAAAGAAUCGCUGUAUGGCAGGAAAUACAUCCUAUCUGAAGACAGCCCCUACUGCAUCCCGUGCUAUGACACCUUGUUUGCAAAUACCUGUGAUGAGUGCAAAGAGCUAAUUGGCCACGAAGCUAGAGAACUGUUCUAUGAAGACCGUCAUUACCACGAGCAUUGCUUCAGGUGUUAUCGGUGUGACAGAUCUCUGGCAGAUGAGCCAUUUACAUGCCAAGAAGAAGAGCUGUUAUGCAAUGAUUGCUACUGCAGUGAAUUCUCCUCAAAAUGUAUUGCUUGUGACAAGGUCGUCAUGCCUGGUACCCGUAAACUUGAAUACAAUGGCAACACCUGGCAUGAAGGCUGCUUUAUUUGUCACACCUGUGAGCAGCCAAUAGGAUCGAAGGCCUUUGUACCCGAUAAGAGUGAGAUUUACUGCGUGCCUUGCUACGAGAACCACUUUGCUCCACGAUGCUUCCAUUGCAAGAAGGCCCUGACCAAAGGAGGUGUUACUUACCAUGAUGAGCCUUAUCAUAAGGAAUGCUUUGUCUGCAGUGGAUGCAAGACUCAGCUGGCUGGCCAGCACUUCACCUCCCGGGAGGAAUCUCCGUACUGCCUCAAGUGCUUUGGGAACCUGUAUGCCAAGAAAUGUGCAGCCUGUGCCAAACCCAUCACAGGUUUUGGAGGCGGCAAAUACAUUUCCUUUGAAGAUCGCCAGUGGCACCAGAGCUGCUUCUCCUGCUCACGAUGCUCAGCCUCGCUGGUUGGAAAAGGAUUUUUUCCCGAGAAGGAUGAUAUUCUUUGCCGCGAAUGUAACAGUGACUUAUGAAUUGAUUGUUGACUCCAGUUCCAUUCUUCAUAUAUUUUUGUACAUUUAAGUUGCACCAGUCCAGCAUUAGGCCAUUUAAAGCACAGUUUGCACCCUGGAGAAGAUCUUCCCUUUUUGUACUUUCCUAGUGGCAUUUUAUGAUUACCUUGCAGGAUGCCUCCUCUCCCCUUAGCAACACUCUAGAGAGGCUAAGCAACUUUUGAUAAGAGUUUUAUCAGCUAGGUUUUUUUUUCCUAAUCACAUUGGUGGGACAUUGAAAUGUGUAAUUUCUGUUUCUUAUUCUAUAAAAUUACACUUGUGCUUUCUUACACAACAAAUUUAAGAUGUCAGAUGCAUAACCAAGCUGUCCUAAUGGUUAAAAAAAUAAAUGUACAGGGGCAAAAAUUCAGCUUGUCUAGAGUGCAAAAUGAUGCUAAAUAUGCUUCCCAUCACAUCAUGCUUGAUUUUACCAUCCAUUGACUAAUGGUAGAACGAUCUGUAUGUAUGACAGGCAGGCAAUCUAGUACCAUCCAUGUUACAUGCCCACUCAAGCCAUUCACCCCCAAGGAACUCUGAUUUGAUCCCUAGACUGUGGUGAAUGUAUUCAUCUAAGCUGUGGUCAUGUUAAGAUGUUACAAUUACAGAAAUGAAGAUGGAGCCAGGCUCUUGCUACUGGUCAAUAGCUAAUGAUUGCUUGUGGAACUAUCCUGGUGUGGAUAUCAAUUAAAGAUAGAUAAUGGACUGCCAGUGAUUUUCCACCCCCACCCCUUCUCCAUAGCCUUGCCAAGGUUAUACAAGAGUAGUUUCUCAGAAAGGUAUUUCAGAGUGAAUAAUUUUCUCAUCUCUCAUGGCAAGAUAUUUCCAGUUGGUUGAAUGAAGAGUGAAAUCAUUGACUUCACUACAUUUCCUCUUGAUUCUACUGCUUGAUUCUAACCUAAGAAGAAAGAUUUUUUCCAUAUGGUGGUUAGGAACAAGGUGCAACACUGGACAUUAAAACACAUCAUAUAUAUCACAAACCUCCUGAGGGACCCGAACUGCAGGGGUGUCCCAUAUCAUGCAGAUACAUUCAGAUAUUUCAAGGGCAGCAGAACACAAAGGUAUUGUUUGGUGCGGUGAGAUGGAGAUCUUGAUUAGACAUCUGGCAGUGAUUCUUUAUUCAAAGUGUUACUGUUCUUUAGAGUAGGUUGUUAAUGGAAUGUCUGAGGUGCAAAACCAAAUUCAUUUAAGAAGCUUCUUGAUGUUACAGCUGAAAGAUCGCAGGGUUGGUGUUCUGGAAGACUGAGAGUAAAUCGACUUCACAAAGCAAUACGCUUCCAGUUAUCUUCUGCUCGCCUGGUAAUAAUAGGUCAUGCCAUUCUAUCUGUUACUUGGUAGCUGGUGAAAUUAACUCCACUUCCACUAUUGAAGUCCUUGACAUCAGCUUCUUUGCACCCGCCCAUCAGUUAACUGACCUGAUAAUUAAUUAAACAUGUCUUUCACAGUAGAUCAUCCAUUAUCUGCAUUAGUUCAUUUACCAAUAAGACUAUGGUUCAUUGCAGCCCUUGUUAACAGGGCAUAAGACACCAUUUGGAGUGCAGAAAGUGACAUGAUGAAGAUGGCUACGGAGUUGGGGGAUGGAUUCCUCAGUCUGCAUGUUCCCUGAUAUGGUUGCACAGUUCCCCAGCUCUUAGAAUCAAUUAACAGAUCACUCAAUUAUUGCUUGGCUGAUCUCUUCCCUAAUCCCUUUAAUGCAAGUACAUGCUUAAGUGAUAAACCCUUCACCCAUUGAGCAGUUUGUGUCCACUGAUUUGGAAUAUUUGAUCAAUCUGAAACAAAAGUUUGAGCCUGGCCUACUCCACCUGUUGGUAUUUUAUGAAAUUGCAUCUGACACAGUGUUCAUCAUUCCUUUAACGGAGUGUUGUGAUACGGCUCACUGGAUUCACAUGGGUUAGAAAUGCAUGGUUGCACUUGUUUUGAACAGAUUUAAAAUUAAUACUACAAGCUGUGAUAGGAAUGUUGUUUCUCACCCAAUAUUGAAAUUGUCAUUUGUUUUUCCUUGCUUUGACCAUUGUCAGAGAGAGAGGUGUUCUGUGUGAGUAGUGUUUACUUUCGUUUUACAAAAGACAUCACCAUCAGUCAGUCUCAUUAACUGAUCAAGAACGUAAAAUGUUAACAAUGUGUAUUUGCAAAUUUCUACAAGGUAAAGGCAAUUAGGGAUGUGAAGUAUUAAUCAUGGUCCGGCCAUGCUUUGUCAUUAAUUUUAAAGAGAUUAGUUAAAAGCAGAAACUGGGUUUUUAUUCUCAUUUAUUUUGGCCACACACUUUGUUCUGCAGUGAUAUUGAAUGUCCUUCUUACUGAAACUGAGAGAUUUUGUACUUCAUUAGUUGUACGAGAUAAGCUGUUGAGUUUUGGUGAAAGUCCAUUCUAUAAAGUCAAUGAUUAAGUUACAUUUCAACUGCUCAGAAGUAGGUGGAUUAAAGGAUUGGAAAUACAAACAUUCUUGCUAUGUUACUGGCUUCAGUCAAAGUCUGAAUCCUUGUUUACAGAUGAUGGAUUAGAGUUGAUACAAUGCCAAAUACUGUACAUUGAUUUGGAGGUUUGUGAUUUGUCUUUCAUAUGUCUAGAUAUAGUCAUGACGUUUCAUAUUUACCUCACCAAGUUUCCUGUUUAAGGAAUUCACAAUGCUUUUCAGAUAAUGUGUGUCUCAGUGUACCUGUACCUUGGCUAAGCAUUAUGUAGACACAAUGGGAUGGGCCUCAAAUCCACCAGAAUAUUGUGGAUUUAGCUUUGAAAACUGGGGUCAGCACAUCAAGCUGAAAGAUUCACUGGACUGGAGUGUAGAGCUGUUCACUGGAGUCUUCUUGUUUGAGGUAGGAGAGUGGGAUAGAAUUGUUGAUCUAACAGUAAUGGUAUUGAUGGUAACUGGAAUGGUUUUCAAUGUAAGCGUUCUAUCACAUUGUCAAAGGUGUGGGGCUGAAUAGCAAAAUGACCCCAAGCUAUCACAGACAACGAUAAUCCAGUAUCCUCACUGAAUAAAAAAUUGGACUGAAUACACAGGUGAUGUACAAAUCCAGUUCUUUAUCUCUGGGCUACUCUGUUUGGCCGAGCAAGGUUGGCCACAGCACUCCUGCACUCAUGAGGAAUAAUUUACCAUAUAAUCUCAUAUAAAUACUGGGCAUCAACACCUAUUAGAAGUACCAGAUGAGGACAUUUAGAUUUGAUUGUGAUUCAUCAGAUGAACGUUAUUAUGAACUUAAACUGGCCAUGUUACUCUACUGAGAAGAUCCCUCAAAGUGCGCAAAGAAAUCAGUAAUCUAAACUACUUGGCUGUUUGCAUGUAGAUGACAUUGACCUGACGUGCUCCUUCCUACCUACCUAAUGCCCUAAAAGGCAACAACUCUUGGCAAAACCAUAACUCCUUACACCACCUCUGCCCUGUAACCCAAAAGCUCUGACAUUAGAAAGCCGCUUAAAAUUUCAUGUGUGGGAAAACUACAAGUAAAAUAAACUAUCCAGCGGCAAUGCAACCUUGGUGAUGGAUGGUUCACACAUUCCAGCUUAUCUGCUCAUGGAAUUCCCUCAAUGUUACAACUAAAAAUGUGUAAAAUUGCCAAAUGUUGGUGUGUGCAUUGAUUUUUCUUGUUGUUUGUUGCUCUUCUAAAAACUAUUCUCCUGUUUUGAUCACGUGAUUUGUAACCAAAUACUAUUGGGAAUGGUGGGCCAGUCCCACACCUCACAAGAAAGUUUACAUAUAGCAGAAUGUUAUGCAUGUUAAUUUUUUUUAAUUAAUCACUUAAGCAAAAUUCAUAUAUAACACUAUUGUAAAAGCUUUGAUGCUGGUAAGUCAGAGUAUUUGUGUAUUGUUUAACAUAUGCACAGCAGCAUACAAUGUCUGCUUAGUUUAGUUCUGUCUGACUGACUUACUUUUUCAUUUGUUUUUCUAAAAUGCUUGCACAAUAAUAAAGAAAUUAACCUGAACUUUCA
Pristis pectinata (smalltooth sawfish) is the source of this 4967-nucleotide messenger RNA. RefSeq names its product four and a half LIM domains 3a (gene fhl3a). The transcript is spliced from 6 exons. Bases 186 to 1025 code for a protein of 279 amino acids. Gene Ontology annotation, molecular function: actin binding; transcription coregulator activity. Lineage: Eukaryota; Metazoa; Chordata; Chondrichthyes; Rhinopristiformes; Pristidae. The record is from RefSeq and is a predicted model, not a curated record. Gene Ontology annotation, cellular component: stress fiber; Z disc; nucleus. Gene Ontology annotation, biological process: actin cytoskeleton organization.